Molecule: messenger RNA, 3850 nt
Organism: Scomber japonicus (chub mackerel)
Lineage: Eukaryota; Metazoa; Chordata; Actinopteri; Scombriformes; Scombridae
Gene: smcr8b
Product: Smith-Magenis syndrome chromosome region, candidate 8b
Exons: 6
Coding region: 89-3013 (974 amino acids)
Cellular component (GO): guanyl-nucleotide exchange factor complex
Molecular function (GO): GTPase activator activity
Source: RefSeq, a predicted model, not a curated record
CCACGUUUACUUGACUGAGGUAGCUGAAGCGAGACGGGCAGGGUCCUCUCAGUUUUUGUUUGAGUGCCACUUCUGUGUCCGUCGUUGCAUGACUGUAGCCAACUGCGCAACAAGUUUUUUAAUAACCCCUCCGGCUGCUGCUGCUGCUGCUGUUGUUGUUGCGCCUGAACAGCUGACUGCAGGCCGAGCUGAGCUGCUCCAUGGGUUGAUCCCUCACGGUCUGAAGAUGAUCGGGUCACCGGACCUGCUGGCCUUCACCGGGACGGAGGGGUUUGGAGAGGAGGAAGGUCAGGAGGUGCAUGGUCUACCCGAGGAGCUCUCCGUACCUCUGUUACCUUCAUCCAACCCCUGGACCUCUGCUGCACAGUUUCACACAGACUUCAUACUGGUGGCUGAAUUUUCAGAGCAGGUGGGACCAAAGCCUGUGCUGACGAUACCGGAUGACCCCCGAGUCAUCGGAUCGUUUGAUCUCAACCACUUCUCUGUUCGUAUCAUGUCGGUGGACUACCAGGCAUCCGGCCCCGGCCAGGCCCCUCCUACAUCCCCUGGUCCCCGCCUCAACUUCAGCGAAGACUCCAAAGUGAUCCUGGGAGAUUCAGCUGAGGAUGCGUAUGCGUACGUUCACCACAUGACCUUGUACGACCUGGAGGCUCGGGGCAUGGUGCGUCCUUUCUGUAUGGCCUACGUGUGCUCGGACCAGGCCAAGCUGAUGGAGAACUUCUCUGAUCUGUCGACAUGCUUCUCUCAGGCGUCCGAAAGCCUCAAGACGGGAAACAGACAAGCGUUUUCUAUGGAGCUGCAGAGGAAACUACAAGAGCUUGAGUACAGGCGGCUGACUCUGCAACCGGAGACGGACCCUCAGACAGUGAAUGGGUUUGAAGAAAUGGGAGAGAAAGCCAAUGAGCUUGAAGCUGUGAUGCGUUCCAUCUCAAACAACAGAGACCUCCUCCGCCAGGUCACCUCCUACCCAAACAGGAAGCUCAAACAGCCCGACUUUCUGCCCUACGACCCAGCCGACUCGCUCACUGAUCCACUUACAUUACUGCCUCCUGAGCCCCCCACCACCCGCUCCAGUUCCCCCUCCUGCAGGUCCGAGCGUCAUCUGAAGCAGCUGCAUGAGCUUUGCAACGCCUACUUCCUGUCGCUGAUGAAGGAGCAGUUGGCUGAUACAGAGCGACGCUUGCGUGGCGACAGGAGUGCACUGCGAACUACUCAUAUCACACGCUCACUAUCCAGGAGGCUCACACUCACCAACUUCCUGUUUGAGCUGUGGACUCCAGAGGACGGAGAGGAGGAAGAGAGGGAGAGCGCUGGGGCGGAGAGGGAGACACAGAGGACAACAGAGAGUAAGAGCAGUGGCGAGCUCUUAAGUGCUGAACCCAUGAGCCUCGAGUCCUUCUGCUCCUGUGUGGAGGAGAUCCCAAUCAAACUGGUGGCAGGAGAAGCUUUGAAGGCGAGCCCUGAUCCUAGUGUUGCCAUGGAGAUGACAGGAAGCGUGAGCAGCAGCGAUAGCAUUGAAGUGCUGGGGACAGAGAAGUCUUAUCGGACGCAGCAUGACGUCACUGGGUCUGAUAGCAGAGAAACACACGUCGGGAUGGCGGACAGCUCUCUCAGACGAGCAGUGGUGGAGGCAGGCGUCAGGCGAGUUCCAGCGUACGCCAGACGGGCCAACAGCGAGGACAGCAUCGAGGUCCUGAGUACCACCGAGUCCAUCUUUCCCGACGACCUCACAGCCAUCACAGAGGAGGAAGCAGAGCACCAACCUCUGAGUAACGGCCUGCAGGGUGAGGAGGAGGAAGAGGAAGAGGAGGAGUUACUGUCAGAGUGUAAAUAUGAUGACGUCCACAGAAAGGAGGAGACAGUCCUCGAGGAGGAGUCGUUGAAUGUGACUGUUGUAGAAAAUGAAUGUGAGCCGCCCGUCCAGGAGGUUGAUGAAAGUCGAGAUGACGGAGAAGAGUCUGUAAAGCAAAUAACUGUCGCUAAGGAAGUCGUGACCAAAGAGGAGCCGGACGCUGAGUGUUUGAAGAGAGAUCACGUCAAUGAAGAUAACAAUCCAGAGAGUACAACCAGAAAGCUGCAGGUUGUAAAAGCAGCGAAGUCGCUUGAGGUUCAUCUGACGGUGCCCGACGUCCAGGUGGACCUUUCCCCACCAACUCCCCUAACUGAGGUUGAACGAUGGUCUCCUCCUCGCACUCCCCUCCGGCUGCUGAGCGUCGACGAAGCGUCUGACUGCACCAGCUUCAGCGGCACCUCGGACCACCUCUCUCCCACCCAGAGUAUCCACGGCAGCACGCGCUCAGAGAGGAAGAGGAGAAGGAAGGCUGGACUCAGAGCCCUCAGGUUCCUGAAGCACCACUCGUUCUCCCAGCAUGCCGUGUUCUGUCUGCUGAGCGGCCGGCCGCUGGUGGUCAUCGGAGGAGACGAGGGUCUGCUGAGGAAGCAGGUGGACGCACUGAGUCUCUUCCUGCCGGCUCCUCUCGCUGAUGGGAGUGCUGUGAUGCAGAGUUUGACCUCACCCCUUCAACUGACCGACCUGCUCACCUGGAGACUGAUCGGCAUACACAGAUCAUCCUCCAGUACUUCCUCCAGCGUGCUUCACUCUCUGACUCGCUACAGCCGUUAUUUGGCCCUGCUGGACCUGGACCAGAAGACGCUGCGAUGUCCCCCAUACUCCGGCUCCCUCAUCAGCAGACUGGCUGACCCUCACACCGGCAUCAGUCGGGGCAUCACCUACCUGCGGCACCUGGAGAGCUGCUUGACUGCACUGGCCAAUCAGGCUCUGCUGUACACAUUUAAUUCAUCCAUCCAACAUCCUGACACCGCUGGCGGGAAUAACGUCGAACAAGGAGACGACUUCCUGUUAACGCGAGGAUUCUGCACCACUGAGAGCGAUUUGAGAGUAAUGCGUUUCCUGUCUGACCUCAUCAAACAGCGCCACGCAGGUCGUGGUCCACCAGUGUUGAGAUUCUAUUACAGCUCGAUGAGUCUCCACAGAAACACAUUUACAACAUAAGAGCUUGUUAGAAGACACUGGAGGAACAAAAGAAGCCAUUAUUGAGAUGGUUGAACACCUACUAAAGCACUGAUCUUUAUUCUACUGAAACAGAAAUCAUGUUUUUAUCUGCUGUGUUAAAUUUGUGUUUAUACAUGAUUCCUCCUCCUGGGUCGUGUAUCACUAGAUUACUGGACAUUCGUGCACUAGUGUCUCACAGGCACCAAAGACUUUCACACGCAGGCAGCCUGAUACAGCUGCAGUAUAAAAGUCAAGUUCAGUACUUCAAGUAUUGGACUUUUUAUUGGAGUGUUUUUUUAAUGUAGGCUUAUCACUGAAUAACACAUGAACUUUGUGUAAAUUUAAGCUAUUUGAGCCACUUAUGAACACUUUAAAAGUUACUGUUUAGACAGCGUGGUGUUGUGGAUUUUGGUAAUCCACAACUAAUUGGAGUGUUAGUUCUUUUAUUUUUUUAAUGUUUGUUGGGUCUGUUGCUCGGUCAUCCAACUUAUAAUCAUAAAAAACACUUAAUUUGGCUGAUUGUUUUGGCCGCUGACUAUAAAGAGAGACAGAAACAAAGCCAUGGAACAAAGAUCCUGAGCUACAAUCCAGGGUUAUAUAUAGUUUGUUGUAUUGUCUGUUUAAACCACAUUUAACCAGCUUGAAAGUGUUUUUAAUGGGUUCAAAAACUUUGAAACAGUUCAACAUGUUGGGAAAAUGACCUUUUAUGUAUCUUUAUUAUACAGACAUGAGUUGUAUCAGACUUCUCAUCAAACUCUGAGCAAAAAAAAAAAAAAGUCAAAUUGUCAUUCAGUGCAGCUAAACCAAAUGUCCUGACCUAAAAUGACUUUAUUGUCC